AGAUUCUUAACGGCCUCGCACGCUGUAAACAUGGCGGACACAGGUGCACCAAGUCGUCACGAGAAAAGCUUAGGUUUGUUAACUACAAAAUUCGUGACGUUACUGCAAGAAGCACCUGAUGGAGUAUUAGAUUUGAAAGUGGCUGCCGAUAUUCUAGCGGUCAGGCAGAAAAGAAGGAUAUAUGACAUCACAAAUGUCCUGGAAGGAAUUGGGCUCAUUGAAAAAAAGUCCAAAAACAGCAUUCAGUGGAAAGGUGCAGGACCUGGCUGCAAUACUCUAGAGUUAAGCGAACGGCUGGCAGCGCUACAGGGUGAAUUAGAGGAACUUGAGCAAGCUGAGGCAACUCUGGACGAGCAUAAGGUCUGGGCUCAGCAGAGCCUGCUGAAUAUCACCGAGGAUGCCUCAAAUGCAGCUCAUGCCCAUAUCAGCACACGGGCAUUGCGAAGUUGCUUUCCAGAGUGCACCUUGCUCAGCCUUCGAGGACCACGUGACACAUUCAUUCGUGUACCUGACCUGAGGCAGGUUGCAGAGAAACAGUACUGGGUUUAUGCAAAGUCUGAACAAGGAUCCAUCAAUGUUCUGCUUAUGGACAAGGAACUUGACGAUGAAGGUUCACCACCAUUGCAGGUUCCUCAUGAAGAAAAAGCUCCUGAUUUGGCUGAGGCCCCUGCUGAAGCUUCGGCUCCAGUUACAACUGCUUUAAAGCAAGAGACAGAAAAAGCAGUCCCUAUGGAGACCGAAGAUAUCCAAGGCGAGGAAGUGGUCUCAGCUGAGUCAGAGCAGGCUGAAGCUGCCUCUUCGGAGCGGGAUUCUGCAGAUGAUGAAAACCCUUCAAAUACGAUGCCAAUGACUCGUCGCAAAUCUCGCCAACAGCAGACACCUAUCAAGCGAAAGCUGAGUGACAGCAAAGCCCCAAAUGGUGCAGCCAAGAAAGUGAAGGAAUCUGUUGUGGAGGCACCAGUGACUCGCAUGACAACUCGCAACUCUCCUCGUAGUUCACCUCGCAAGAGUGUGCUAUGUGCCAGUCCACAGUCAAGCCCAUUGGUGACACGGAGCCAGAGGGCAGCGGCUGCCUCUGUGGGCAAGGUGACUGAGGCAUCAGACCGAGCACGCCUUUCACCGAUUACAGGAAAUGCAGAAGGAGUUACAGCAGCUACAGAAAAAAAUGACACGCAGAAGGACUUGGCAUCAGAAGAGCUCUUUGACUUGAAAGAUAUGAACCUUGCUGACGAUGGUUUCUUGGAAAAUGUGUCUCCAAUUACAUCAUUCUUGUGCCUCAGUCCACCACUUAGUGAGCGGGACUACUUCUUUCACCUGGAUGAAAGUGAAGGCAUCUGCGACCUCUUCGACAUCCUCCCCGUGUGACAUGGUGACCAUGUCUUUUUCAUGCUGCGUUUCUUUUUUCUUUUUUUUCAUGGCUGGCAGUGUUGAUAUGACGUUGCUGUUUUGUGAAUUGAAGUGAUUCUUCUCUCACGAAGUGUGGGUAUGUGUCAACUUACAAUUUGCUGGAACAUUAGAGCUUUAGCAGAACACUACCACUGCACCAUUACAGCUGCCUCUUUGAUGAUCUUGCGUGACUUAGCUAGCACACACAAAACUGGCAGAUGGUAGAGGUGGUACUGGUAUGCUAAAGCUCCCAAUUGUGCUGCAUGAAUGCUGCAAGGGUGGUGCUUGUAGUUGCUCUCAUGGCACGCUGGCCACUCGUUUUCAUCGCAUCCGUCAUAUUGCAGAAUAAACCUACAAAGUUGUGUGAUAUUUCCCAUUUUCAUUAGAGUUUCUGAAGUGUACUGCUUUCCACUUAAUAUUUUUUAUGAUACAUAACAUAACACUCUUGCAAGACAUUGCAUUAUUUUUCUCGCUAUUAUAAAUAGAAGUUGUCUCCGGCAUGUCUCAGUAGAAUCUCGAAAAUGCAUAUCUCAUGGGAUCACAUGAAAUAUUAGUAUCAUCAAAACAAGAAAAAAGUAUAUGCAUUCAUUUGAAAUUCACAGCUGAAAAUGUUCCACAUAAUUUCUUGCUAUUUCUUGGACACAAGGUGAAUUGCAAAUAUUUGAAUAAUUAGGCAUAUCUAAGAAGGGAAUUUAAGGGGGGAAAAUUCGUCGAUUUCCUUCGUGUCAGCACAGAAGGUUCUUUACCGGGCUUUUGCUCUGUCCUGUUUCAGUGCAUUGAUGUCUAUUUUGCACUUUGUUGUAGGUGGACAUUUCAUAAUCUGAUGUGAUAUCAGAUCUAAAUCAGAUAUGUGUAGCAUGUUGCUGAUUGUAUUUCACUUGGCAGUUUAAGUCACUCUGUGGGGAUCCAGUUUGGCAACUUGUGCCCACAUGUAGCUUUCUCCGUUUCACUCAGUAAUAAGUGCAUGGAUGAACCCAGUAGAAAGCAGGUCCACCAGUCAUUUGCAUGCACCUCAUCGCUGGCUUGAUUGCUACUACAGCAUUGAAAGUGCAGUGCACGAAGAGGCAGUGUUUUCCCCACGAAAGAAAGCUUGAAUGCAACAUCUAGAAACUGCAGUACAAAAUUAUAUCCACGUCUCUGAUACGUUAAUACCUCCGUGCCUUUGUUGUAAAACGGGUCACUUUCAACCUUCUUCAUGGCCGCACCUGGGACUUUGCUGCUCUAGAUGUCAUGCGAGUGACUGAAAGUUGUGAAAAUGGGGCUGAGUUGGCUGCAAUCUCUUUACUUGGUAGCCAUCAGAACUGAGGAUACAGGUUGUAAAAUGAAUGGCAGCAACACCGUUCAUGGCCGUGGUAUUUGGGACGUAACGCUACUCAUGUCCGAAAAAUUUACUCGGGUGACGAGUAGCACCUGAAUUUUAGUUCUUGCUCAAUUAGCACAUAUUUCUGGAAGCUCUAAAAAUUGACCUGGUUUGCCCUACCAGUAACUCAUCGGUGCCAUGGCAUGCCUCAAACUGAUGAGAGGGUGUAGCAUUUCAGCUAUUGCAUGUUGCCCUUUCUAGCUGCUGUAUGGCUUUCAAGGCUCAAUGGCUUUCAAGGCUCAAUGCUUGCCGAGCUGUAUCCAUGGUAUCCAUGUUCGCUGGCGCAACAAUGGCCAUAAUGGCAUGGCUCGAUGCCUACAAAAGGCAGACAGCAUGGUGUGGGAAGGGUGGAGAAGGUGAAUGAGAAAAAUCAUUGCACCUAGCUUGCCAGGCUGGAUAAUCAGUCGAGCUGCAUGGCGAGAGCACUAGUGAGAGGUUCCACAGUUCAUUAGCAGGAAGAGUCUUUGCGACAGCAAAAGUCUGACCUUCUCCACAUAAAAAGUUAUUCUCAUCGUAGCAGCAAUAACAACAAAAGAAGAGAGUGUAGUGGCCUUCAGACCACAUUACUGCUGUCAAACUCAGUCAUGUAUAACAUCACCCACAUAAAAAGUUUACAUUCUCAUCAAAGCAGAAAAAGAAAGAGAGUUUAAGACUUUCUCACCAAAUUACUGCUGUCAAGCACUGUCAUGUAUUUACAUCACCCACAGUGGCCAUGAAGAAUGUGGACCUCAUCCAAAAUCUUGCAAAUUGUGCACAAUGUGAUUUGGCCAGAGAAUUCUACAAAUCCAUAUCAUCCCUAAAUUUGUGCCUGCCAUGAUCGUAUGCUCUAGAUUCUACUGUUAUUAAUUAUUCUACUCUCAAGAGAGGUAAUGCAAGCCUAAAUGGAAUUUACAGGCCAUAAUCUGUGCAUCUCUAUAUCUGCCAAAUUGGCUGUGUGUUUUGUCACUGUUAUUGUGUAAAGCAUGCUCUUGUGUGACAGGACAUUGCACUGGAAUUGUUGUGCUGUUUUAUUUCGAACUAUUUUAAUUAGAGGAGGAUCUAGCAUAUUUUAAUUGCUAACAUUUAGGGGGAACUGCAACAACAUGAUAAAAUUGUCUGCCUGAAGACAUGCAGGUCUUCAUUUGUUUGUGGAUGUACCAUCUAUCUCGAAAGCUCCUAAGCUGAUACACUGGUGGCCAGAGUAGGUGGUGUGUGAGCAUAACAGGCGACUAUAUUGCUUUAAUUAUACUGUGUGCUGUGGCUGUGAGCUGAUACUGCUGUGGAUUUGCCGGUGCUGACAUUCAGUUUGUAAACUCAUCAAGGGCUGGAAAGUUAUGCUUUGCAGAUUAGUGCAGUAGCAGAGUUUGUUGGAUAAUUGCAGAAGACUUCAUGGCUUUCCUUUGCUGCACAUUCCUGUUCUAAGCACAAACCAAAGAUGUCACUCUCCAAAGAACGUGUACUGAAAGCCAUGUAUUUUAAUGACAUCCUUAUAAGCUAUUGGGUAAUCAACGUUUGCAAUUAAAACCACCCACACUAUGGCAAGUUGAUGUUUGAACUAUGUUAUGCAUAUGAGUAAUUUGGAACAAUUGCUGUGUGUAGAGUACCAUCAAUAGUGUAUUGUAAAGUGUGCCUGCCUUUUCAAGCUUCCUAGAAAUUCUAAUCCUGCAGGGAAAAGGCAAUGGAGGGAUAGGCUUAAUUGAGUAGGAAUGCUUUCUUGGCUCUUUUUUAAAACAAAAGAAGGGCCAUGGACAGAAUAAAACUCUGUGGGCAUGCUUAAUGGCAACUUGCAUUUCUGGAGGCAUUGAGCCGCAGCUCAGUAAUGAGCACAGAAGGUUGUCAUGUUGAGACACUGUCGCUGUAUAGAGUGAAAACACAACACAUGCAACUAGCACAGUGUAACUUUUCACAGAAAUGUACCUAUAUAUUUUUUCUGCUAUUUCUUGCAUAACCAGUUUUGUUUCAUGCAAUUAUGAACGGAAUUUUUACUCUUGGAAAGGCAAAAUAUUUUCGUUAAGAGACCUAAGAGUGGCAUAAGAAAUUUCAUUUGGUACAGUUCAUAAAGGCACCUCUGUAACAUAUUUGUGUUCAUUCUAUUUUUUUUAUGAAGCUUCAAAGCACGCAUCCGAAGUCUGUUCACUUGUGUGGAACAGUCACUGAAUGCCUCGAAUAGAAAGGGAUAUGGGCGUGUCAACUACUUCAUGCUUUUUUUUAAUUGCAUGAUUCUUUUGGUGUGUUGAUUUGCAUGUGUUCAUUACAGCUCUGAAAACUAAUUUUGGUGGCCUAAAAUUGUAAAAAGUUGAUUUGGAGAGCUGAAUAUCAGAGCAAUUCUUUACGUCUUUACUUAUUUCUCAACAACUUCGCUAGUAUAACACUAAUGUUUGUCUACAGUAAAUGACUACUCAGUAGUUAACAAUGUUGCUAGUCAUGCCAAAGCACUAUGCACUAAACAAUUGUACUAUAUCGCUACUUGCAUCUAACAAAUUCUUGAAUUUUAACUGCUUACAUACGCGUUAGCAGUUUACACUAAUUACUUCUUAUUGCUGUGCUCUAUUCCUUUGAACUUGCAUAGGCACAGUUUGUAUGCAUCUUUCCUUCUUUUAUUGGGUUCAAUUGAAAAUAUACAUGAAAUUUCUUACAAUUCUUAUUAAUCUUUGUAAAAAAAUUUAAUCUACUAGGUUAAUUAUGUUUAUACCUUGUGUAUGAGAUUUUAACAACCAUGCAAACAUUUUUUGCCUUCAGAAUAAGGAAAUAUUGAGCAAUACACUGCAUCAUUUCUGUAAAUAAACAUCUUGCAGCUUUACAUGAUUUUGUGCAGUGUGGGUUCAGAACUGAUUGUGUGUGCCUUAAUUUAUGCGUCGCAGCUGCUCUUCUGCUUUUUCACUUUGAAGGUUUUGCAUGCGUCUGGGUCUUGUGUGUGAAGCAGUGUUUAAUUACAGCUACAAGUCUCAUCAUUUCUGUUCGACUGAAAUAUUUUGCAUGCUUUGUGUGGCAUAAAAGCGUUAUACUUAAAUGGACACUAAAGGCAAAUACUAAGUCGACGUCAGCUGUUAAAAUACCAUUCCAGGAACCUCGCAGUGCUUGUUUCCUGCCAAGAAACGACUUAGUUUACGACAAUUGCGUGUGAAGGGUCCGUAUACCUAUAGCGCCAUUCAAAUCACCCGCCCCAGAUCAGGGAGUGGUGAUGUUGCACACACCAUCACCAACCUUUACUGCCAUUGGUGAGUAAAACGGCACCCAACAGGUGGUGGUACAGUUUUCUGCGCAAAACGCAAAAUGUGUGGCCAUGGACAAACCGAACCAAGACAGAGCAUUGGAUUCACCGCUGCAGCUGCUCUUGGUCAAUCAGUGUGGACUGUUCAGGAAUCCCGUGACAUCACAUGGACGUGGCAUUCUCUGCUACUUGCAGCUUAUCUGAGUUUUGCAAGCCAGAAAAACCAACACAGCAAUAUGUCAUAACGAAACUCCUGAAAGGUGAGAGCGCAGGCACUGCAGAGUGAAGGAAAUUAAACUUUUCGACCGCCUGCCGCCUUGUUGUCAAGGGUAACGUCAUUGAGUUCUUUUUAAAAAGAAAUCAAAUAGAACUGGACAAGUAGCAUUUCCUUUUGUCUUAUCAUGCAAUACAAUGAUCUUUUUAUUAGGAGAAAUUCAGUACUAGUGAGAAUUAUAAUGAGUGCCUUCAUCAUUGGGCUAGUCCUUUAAUGUCCCGGGGGAGUCCCUAAUCAUGUCCUUCAUUUACCUCAAUAUUACUAAAGCUAUGUUAGCAAUAGUUUGAUGCCUAAGAUGUUCUCCAGCACUAAUCUAUCACUUUAGCUUGACUUAAUAUUUGCCUUUAGUGUCCCUUUAAAUGUGUGGGCUAGAUCAUGUCUGAAAGAACUGUGUGUAUUGAUAUAUUUUUUUAAUUGUACGUGUGCAUGCAUGUCGUUUCUUUUUUUUUUUUUUCAGAGUAGUUGGGUCAUCUCAUGAAAUGUACAGAUGAAUUAUAUUUAUCUUUUGUAUUUAUCAAGUGCUUUCUGUUUGUGUAUGCAUGCCUCAUUUGUGUGGUGGUGACAGAAAUGUUGCAACAUCUUGUACAUGAUAUAAGUGAAACAAUUACCAGCAGAAGAGCUCCUGUGCUCGUUCACACAUCAUGUCAAUGUGUGACACCUUCAUUCAACUCAUCUUCACUAUUAAAAAUAUUUUUAUUGUGCAGAGUUCUACUGUUUUUGCAGUAUUCAGAGUAAAUAUACAUACCUUAUUGUUAAUUUUGUUGUAUAAUUGUUUCUUAGUGCCUGCAUCUGCACUAUGUUCUAAAUCACUGCAUUUAGACAUUGUUUGCAAGUGCAAGCUUUCACUUCCUUUUGUAAAAUUGGGUUCUUGUAAAUAAUUUGUACAAUACAAAUUAUUCUUUUCUACA
Messenger RNA from Dermacentor andersoni, 7118 nucleotides. RefSeq lists its product as uncharacterized. Gene Ontology annotation, molecular function: DNA-binding transcription factor activity, RNA polymerase II-specific; protein dimerization activity; RNA polymerase II cis-regulatory region sequence-specific DNA binding. NCBI's taxonomy places the organism in Eukaryota, Metazoa, Arthropoda, Arachnida, Ixodida, Ixodidae. Gene Ontology annotation, cellular component: RNA polymerase II transcription regulator complex. The record is from RefSeq and is a predicted model, not a curated record. Gene Ontology annotation, biological process: regulation of transcription by RNA polymerase II.